Messenger RNA from Psilocybe cubensis, 534 nucleotides. RefSeq lists its product as uncharacterized. The transcript has a single exon. The coding region runs from base 1 to 534 and encodes 177 amino acids. NCBI's taxonomy places the organism in Eukaryota, Fungi, Basidiomycota, Agaricomycetes, Agaricales, Agrocybaceae. The record is from RefSeq and is a predicted model, not a curated record.
AUGGAAAGCCUUGAAGAACACCGGGUCUACCAUUACACAAAGGGUCGUACUCUAGGUCAAAAUACAGGUGGUACUAUCAAGGAUAUUAUUGCUGAGGGGAUGCAUAUCCUUACAAAAGGAAAGAAAAUACCACUCACAGACUAUAACAAAGCCUUUCAAAAGCUCCAAAAGCAACAACAACUGUGGUCUAUGGCUGAUCAAGCACUUCAACUAUUCCCAUCUACCCCACCUGAUACAAAGCCUAAUGUCAGAGUGCUUUCAACAACUCCAUUCCACCCUCUCACACCCAUUCAACCUAUUUCCAGUGCCCAGGAGUGCAUAUGCAAAGAGGAGACUAUGGUGGAUACACGUGGAGAACCUGAAGAGGAAGAAAAAACCAAAUUUGAGAGGCUGUUAGAUGAAGUAGAGCAAGGAGAGAAAAACUUAACUUUACCUCACAUUUUUGAGGAAGAUGUUUCUUUUGAUAUGAAUGAGGUCUUUGUUGAUGAAGGAAAAGAUGAGGAGGAAUUGAGCAAGAGUGAAUACAACGACUAG